AAAAGACCGCAAAAUAUCCACACGUUACGGAAAACGAUGCGAUAAAAGGUGAUAGUGAUUAUGAUACUGAAAUAUAGUAUCAGUGAUAGAAGCCUCUUAUACACCUAGACGUACUACCCCAAACAGAUUAAUCUGCACUGUAAUGAUAGACUUUCCACAGUCCUAAUUCUAAAAGUGAAAGUGAUAAAAGAAAAGGACGACGCGCUGCGUAUCUUUUAUUUUGGGAAGCCGCCCAGCACUUCCUGCGGCGACAAAGAUGGCGGCGCCCGAAGAGCUGUUCGUGUGGGAAGGAGACUGGGGCCUGCCGUCCGUCAACAGCGACUGUCUGGUGGUUCUGGCCUACGCUCAGUUUUCCGGCGCUCCCCUCAAAGUUCGCAAGGUGUGCAACCCGUGGCGGAGUCCCGGAGGUUCCAUCCCCGCGCUGAAGACUGCUCACAAGGAGGCGCUGUGGCAACCUUCCGACAUCAUCAUCCACCUCAGGAAACAGAAGUACAACGCAGACUUGGACCUGUCGGCCAAGGAGGCCGCAGACGGUCUGGCUUUCGUGGCGCUGGUCCAACAGAAACUCACGCCGGCCGUGAUUUACGCCCUGUGGGUGGAUCCCAAGAACUUCGUUGAGGUGACUCGGCGCUGGCACGCCGAGCGGACGGGCUUCCCCCUGGGCCUUUUCCUGCCGGGCCGCUUGCGGCGCCACCAGCUGGACAAGCUGCGCCUGCUGCGAGGCGACGCCGACCUGGAGGCCGACGACCAGCUGGAGAAGGAGUUGUACCGCGACGCCGCGGACUGCAUGGACCUUCUGGCACGACGACUCGGGACGCAAAAGUUCUUCUUCGGAGACUCGCCUUCGUCUCUGGACGCCUUCGUGUUCGGCUGGCUGGCUCCAAUCCUCAAGUGCGACCUUCCCAGCGGGAAGUUGCAGCAGCAUCUCAAGUCUCUGAACAACCUGCACGCGUUCUGCGCCAACAUCCUGCUGGUCUACUUCCCCUGUAACGGGAGCCCCCGGUCGGCCCCGCCGGCCGAGAGCCGAGGCGCCGAGCGUGUCCCCGACCGGCGCCGGAAGCAACUGCUGUCCGCCCUGGCGGCGCUGGGCGCCAUGUUGUCGUACGCCGCGCUGACCGGGAUGGUGUCUGUCCGACACGGCCGCCGGGGGGCACUGGAGGGCCGCCCGCGUUUGCACCGGGACGACGGCCGGGAUCGGGACGAAGACUGAAGUCUGCGGAGCGCUUCGGGGGCGUUUUGACUUUGCGUGACGUUUGCUCGCUGUACGUGAAUUGUUGUCGCCGCGUUGCCAAUAAAGCUCGGUAGGGCUCCGCCCCUCCGUCUGGA
This is a messenger RNA of Syngnathoides biaculeatus (alligator pipefish), 1326 nucleotides long. Its product is annotated as metaxin-1-like. Gene Ontology annotation, cellular component: SAM complex. The record is from RefSeq and is a predicted model, not a curated record. Gene Ontology annotation, biological process: mitochondrion organization. The coding region runs from base 257 to 1210 and encodes 317 amino acids. Lineage: Eukaryota; Metazoa; Chordata; Actinopteri; Syngnathiformes; Syngnathidae. The transcript has 8 exons.